CGCACCACUCAAACGUCAUGAGAGCUGGACAGCAGUGCGCGGGAAUGAUGUGCUCGGCAUCGGUCCAACGCGCGCCGGGGAACGGGCUCAGAACCCAUGGGCUAGCGUGAAAUCGAGUCUCCUCAUCUUCUCUAUCCGAAGAGACCUGGCUUCUGGCGGAGACGCGUGCGUCGUGUGCAGCUCAGCCGCAACCAUCAUGGGCACUGUACUCAGCUUCUCACCCCGAGAGCGGAAACCCGUUUACGGGGAGUACAACCUAAACAACUACAACUACGAGCAGCUCAAUAACGCGAAGAACAACAACAACAGCAGUAAAGAUAGCGGCAAGGCGACAAAUGGCGAGAAAGCCAACAAUCACCACCACAACUUCAAGAAGCACUCUCUAUUCAUCAAUGCUUUGAGUUGGAAGCACUUCACCGCCUCCAGCAAGAAGAAGCAGCAAGAGAAGAAUAAGAUGAGGCAGCCAUUGGAUAGCAUCCAUUCACUGGUGGAUAACAACAAGAAUAUCCAGAAUUCCCUGUCUCGCUUCCGGCCAGGACAGCUCGACGUGGUGGUGAGGAACAACAACAACCUCCUACUCCAGGACCCAGCCAAGAAACCACCUCCUCUGCCGCCCAAACCUGCUCUGCUGACCGCCCACAACCUGGUCCGGCCUUCCAACCAUGGGCCGGUUGGUCCUCAGGCUUUUACUGACUCGUCCAGCGCGGUUGCCUCCAGGGCUGGGCAGCCUAGCCCUCAUCGAAAGACGGUCAUCCAGGCGUCCACCUCUGAGCUACUUCGUUGCUUGGGCGAGUUCCUGGGCAGAAGGUGCAGGAGGCUGAGCGAUUUCCACCCCACGGAUGCAGUAAUGUGGCUGAGGACUGUGGAUCGAAGCCUCCUCAUGCAAGGCUGGCAGGACAUCGCUUUUAUCAACCCAGCCAAUGUCGUCUUCUUGUAUAUGUUGGUGCGAGAGAUGGUGGGGGAGGACAUAGAGUCAGAACGAGAAUUGCAAGCUGUAGUCCUCACCUGCCUCUAUCUGAGCUAUUCGUACAUGGGCAACGAGAUCUCUUACCCACUGAAACCUUUUCUGGUGGAGGAUUCUAAGGACAAGUUCUGGGACAGAUGUCUGCUAGUCAUCAACUUGCUGAGUGGUAAGAUGUUGAGAAUCAACAGCGAGCCCAGUUUCUUCACAGAGGUUUUUACUGAACUCAAGGGAUGCUGCUCCAUUGCGGCAUGACUCAAGUGUGUGACCAACAUCUCUAUUAAUCUAUAGCCCCCCAAUGGGUCAGAGAGGAUAAAAACCCAUCAGUAAUCUUUAAGAAAUACUAACAAAAUACUAAAAAGGUAUUGUAUAUUUUUUCAUAGAACCGUCACUUGUCGAGCGACUUACCAUUUUAGUAUAACUUUUUCUCUCUGUAUACAUACAUAAGUACAUAUUACAAAAAAAGUGAAAAUUUGAUAAGAAAAAAGAUGUUUUAGUACUGGAAAUUACCAUAAUUUUAAAUCGUAAUGUAAUAUUGAUAAAUGAGUAGGAAAUUUUAUUAAGUAUUUCUUAUAUCCAAUAUAAUUUUGAGUUCAUUGUUUUUAUUUAGCUUUCAUUUAUGUAAUGUGAAAAAUUAAGUGAGUCAUUUGUACUGUAAAAGUGCACUGCAAGCUUGGAAAAAGGCAUUGAAGUUUUUGGGAGUUGUACAUGUUGUUAUAAAUUGAUUUGGAACAGUCUGAACAAAAAUAAAUUUAGAUGACUCCUUUAAAUUAUUCUGCAAAACUCUUAAUCUCAAAAUCCUAUUUAUAUCUUACUAAAUGAGAGAAGAAUAGCAUAUCUUUACUUAAUAGUGAACUCUAGGAAUGUUCUGAAGAAAGAACUUAAAAUGCAUUUGUUUUUAAAGCUCCAGUUUAGAAUUGUAAUUGAAUAAUGGUUCUGAACUUAAUUUAUUAUUCUAUUCUUCUGCAUUGAUGAUAUUGACUACUGAUUGAAUUCUUAAAUAAUUUCUCAUAAGAAAGUCUCCUGGAGAAAAAAGAUUUUGUUUAUCAAAUGUUUUUUUUUAUUUUUUAUGAAGCAAUUUUAAAAAUUAGGGGGCGAUUCUAAAAAUUAAACAAUGCAUCGUGUCGAUUAUUAACUAACAACAUUUAAGGCACGAUUUACAAUUAUGGCAAUCCCCUAUUUACACAUCUUGUUUGUCCCUAAUUGAAAAACUAAUGUUCGCCAAUUUAAAAGCGAUGUAUUAUCUAUAAGAUUUGGCUGCUUGAAUAAGUGGAUUUUCAAUGCCCAUAAAAUAUUAAGAUAUAUUAUAUAAAAUUAAAACAUAAUAUAUUAUUGAGAUAUGCCCGUAAAAUAUUAGGAUUACAUCAAAAACCGAGAUGUUAUAAUUGCCGGAAGAAUUAUAUUAAGCAUAUUUUUUAACUUAUAAACUUACUCGAUUUCAGCUAGAAUUUGAAGAAUUUAAAUUUUAAAUAAAUAUUCAUGAAAUGGUAGAUAUUAUUCUAAUUUGAAAUCUUUAUUAUUCAUUUCUUUGUUCCUAAUGAGUCGUAUGCAACCCAUCAAUACUUUGUUCUUGAAUAAAACACUACCUUCAAUAGCAUCAUUUUGCAACAUUUGCCCACAAGUAAAUUUUCAAAAUGUCUUUCCAAAUUCUAAAAUAUUGUCGAGCAAUCGAAAUAAAACAGUCCUUUCCCAGAAUCCGAGAGAAUAUUCUUCGCGAAACGCCAGCAAUGGCGGUCGGUAUCGAUUUUCCAGAAGCCAUUUGUCGCGCAGCAGAAGUCUUAGUUUCGGACUUCGCAUUGCAGUGACGAGGAGGAUAAAACUUACCAGGAAGAAAAGACUCAAUGCGGAACUCCGAAAAACUGUGACGUGGCAGUUUGCAUCGCUUCCGAAUACGAUCGUGCGAAUUCUUUAAAUUUCGAAUUUCUUUUUCAGUCUCAAUAUUCGGAGACAUUAUAUAAAUGCUCUGUAGAAAUGUACUCUGAAAAGCCAUCGAAAUUUGAAGUGGAAAUAAUAAAUCUAUUAUAAAUAUGGAAAGGAGAAUACAAUUCACAUUAAAAAAUAGAAAGCGUGGUUGUCAGAGGUAAUAUGAAAACCAUAUACAUGGUAAGAAAUUUUUAAAUUCCUCGUUUCAACAGUGAUAUCAUUAUAAAUCAAUUCAACAUUUUACAAAGCUGUUACGAUGAGGAAUAUCUUUUUAAAAGAAAAUUCUUAGGAAUUUAAUUCUUAAAUGAUUAAGUCUUAAAUGAAUAGUUUGAUACAAUUCAAAUUAUUUUAACAUUCGGUAUAAAAUAAUUACAAAAAGCAUUUUUUUAACCAAAAAUAGCUUACAUAUCGUAAUAUAAUCAUAAUGUAAAUAUCAUAAUGACAAAAAGGAAAUAAUCAAAUAAUAAUAUUAUUAUUUAAAAGUUUGUAUUGCACUGAAUAAAAAAUAUUUUAAAGAAAAUUGAGUUUUAAAAAGCCAAAUUUCUCGAAGAUAAGUAACUACAAAUAAAACCUCACGAACAUAAUUAAAUUAAAAUACUAAACAUUAAAUAUUUUAAAUUGAGAAAUAUUACUAUAAGAAUCAUUUGCAUAUUUUUUCUUUUAAAUAAAACUGUUUUUGAGUGCUCAUUUCAAAUUGAAUCGAAUGCUUAUAUAAUAUUUGUAUCUGUCUUUAUAUUCAGCUCUAGUUCUAGGUUAUUCACCUUUGAUUCGACGUUAAAAACAAAAAUUCCUCGAUCCGACAGCAGAAUUCCGGAAAAAAAAAGUAAAACCUAUGCAUUUAAGUAAAAGCUGCCUCCAUUCAGUGAUUGCCAUUUCGGAUAGCAACAUUUCCUUCUAAAGUAAGUACUCCUCCACGCGCGAAAAUCUGGCCCGUUCAGAGUCACGCAAAGAAAACCAGGCUCACGCUAUCUCAGUAUGUCAGUGAGGACCUUUUCUGAGAAUAUGCGUGAGGAAAUACCUCAAUGUAGGACGCGGCCCUGGAUAAGUAUCGGUUCCAACAGAGUACAUAAUUACCAUUGGUCAGCAAUUGUGCAAUGAAAGAACAAACCUAAAUAAGCCGCUUUAUGAUAAUGAUCUGGCCUGGGUGAAAUGUCAUUGAAGGAAUCAAUAAAAUCAUAGCAUUGUGUUUCUCACUUUUAAUACUGUUUACCACUACAUUCUUAAUAACGAUGCAUUCCAAUUACCUCAUUGAAAGGAUUUUUAGAGAUUGAAAAUCAAUUAUUAAUAAUCCUGAAAGAAAUCCAAAUGUUUCUCAGCUUUAUUUUAUUAUUUUUUUUAAAUGUUGUCUCGGGUAAAUGUGCUCAUUCAGCUGUGAUUUUCAUCGAAGGAUUUUUAAGUUCAUUCACUAUCCUCUCGUUUCAUAUUUCUUUGUUUAUUUUCUUUUUCAGUAGGCUCCCAUUUAACAUUUUUUUUCGCAAUAUGCAACUUGAAAUGUUAAUUUGUUCUUCUUAAUUAUAUAAAUGUGUUUACUCGAAAUUAUUUCUCCCAAAUCACGUAAUCCUUAAGCACAAUAUUCAAAGUGUUAACUGAAGAAAAAACACAAAUAGAAAAAAAUAUUAACUAAUAGCUCAUUGCAAAUCCUUUAUGAAGGCACCCAAAAUUUUAUAUUAUAUGUCGUUUAAAAUACGAUGAUCAAGUUCGCGAUAUUUUUAAUCAAAAGAGUUUUAUUCAAAGAUUAUGAAAACAAAUGACAAAUAAAAAUGAUGACUAAGAAUUAAACUAAAAAGGCAUAGAUAUGUAGAUAGAAAAGGAAAAUAAGAAAAGAUGCUCUAACUUUACAUCGUUAUCAAACUCAAAUUCCCUUUUCUGCUCAUUCAUUUUUUUUCUCCAAUUUGAACUAAUUUCAAUUUUGAAAAAGGGAAGCUAAAAAAUGUUAAUGAUGAGAUUAACUUUUUUCUUCAUAUGCUUCAACGAUAUAUUUAUAUCUAAAUUUUCUAUGCAAAAAAGGCAAGUAUUUUUGAAAAUAACAGCAUCGAUUUUCUAACAUCUGAAAAUGCUGUCAAACAUGAAUAGUAAAAUUAAACUUACCAAAAUUUUUCUCUCUGUAGUUCAAACAUAAUUAAAGGGGAAAAAAUUCAAAAUUCUAGUUGACUGCAUGUUUAUUUUUCACGCUGCAGUUAUUAUUUUGAAAAUUUUCAUUUUGAAACAGAAAAAAAAUUGUUCAAGACUUUGAUGAAUUUAAUUUUGUCUAUCUAUACAUAUGUAUAUAAUGGUCCAAUGCACUUUCCAUAAAAUGAAAUGAUGAAACAACACCGAAAAGAAUUUUAAUUUGUCGAAAAAAGGCCUUUUAUAAAUUGAUUCUUCAUCUUUGAGGUGUUAAAUCCCCGUAUAGCUUUAUCAUAUAACAACAAAUGAAAUCUGGGAUUUUAUUAUAAUUCGCAAAUGAGUGUUAUGACAACUAACGUGUUCAUUUCUAAAAAAAAAAAUUAAAUCUCAAAAUACCUAAAGGGAUGCUGUCAUUACUAUAAUCAGAUCUCUGUAUGAUAUUUCCGGCUUUAUUUCCCGAGCCAUUAAAUAGUAAAACUAGACAGAAAAAUUUAUUUGAAAUAUACCUGUUUUGUACAAAUCUUUGUGUGCGUUUAGAAACAGUAGGAAAUUUGAAGAGCCGGCAACAUGUGCAAUAUAUAAGAAUCACAGUCGAACCUCGUUGGAGGAUUUCUGGUUUCUUUGUAUAAAGUCUUGUCCCUUUUUGUACUAUUAAAAAGGCCUGUAACUCUUGUCCGUGUAAAAAUAUUUUUUAAAAAAUGUAUCUAGUGUUUGAGUUAGUUACUGUAUUCAAAAAAAUAGUUAAUUCUAGGUCAUUAGUUAUAUAUUCUGAAUUUUCAUUAUUGUAUUUAUUAAAUUUUUAGUAAAUUUAUUUCUGUUCAGAAAAAAAUGAAUUGAGUGAAUUUUGCUAUGAUAAAAGUUUCUUUAUUUAAGAUAAAACCAAAAAAAUGGUUCAGUAUCCACGAAAUGUAAGAAUACGAAUGUGUCAAAUAUAUAAAUUUUUACUAACUGCUUGAGCAAUCAACUCAUGUUCUAAAAUUAAAUUCUAAAACAAAAUAUUCCUGUUCAUAAGUUGCUGAAAUGCCCUUAAAAGUAUAAUCAGAUUUAUAAUUAUUUAAGUAAUUACUGAUUUCAGUUUAUUAAAUGGUAGUUAAUCCUUUUUCUUAAAAAUAUUUUUGGAACAGAUUCGGAAGUUAAAUAAUAACUAAAAAUCUUUGAAACGCCGAUCAAUCGAUUUCUUUCGUAGAAAU
Argiope bruennichi is the source of this 6180-nucleotide messenger RNA. Its product is annotated as cyclin-dependent kinase 5 activator 1-like. Gene Ontology annotation, molecular function: cyclin-dependent protein serine/threonine kinase activator activity; protein kinase binding. Gene Ontology annotation, biological process: positive regulation of cyclin-dependent protein serine/threonine kinase activity; activation of protein kinase activity. Gene Ontology annotation, cellular component: cytoplasm; protein kinase 5 complex. The transcript has a single exon. Bases 197 to 1216 code for a protein of 339 amino acids. NCBI's taxonomy places the organism in Eukaryota, Metazoa, Arthropoda, Arachnida, Araneae, Araneidae. The record is from RefSeq and is a predicted model, not a curated record.